UUUAUAAUCUAUGGUCAGUACGUUUCCAGAAAAUGGUGCGAUUGUGUAUCAAAAUUGGUCAUGACACGUAUUUUACGAUUUUUAUAAAAUAAUUUGUGAAAAUUUUGCGAUGUUGGGAUGUUUGUAGGAGUAUUAGCUCUACAAAAUAAAUAAUUUGCGAGAACAUGGAGUUCCGCGAGACGUUGUUGGCUGCUCAACGAAAUCAACAACAAAAGUCAUCUGAAAAUGCGUAUUACAAGGCUCGCUUCGAUCCUCCUAAAAAGGAGCAGAAACAAAGAGACAGGCUGUCAGCAAACAUUCAAAAGUUUUUAGCAAAGAAAGAUGAGGAGGAGAGGCAGAAGAAAAUCGAGGCCCAGCGGAAACGGGAGGAGCUGCUGGCCAUGAGAGACCCUAAGGCUUUGAGGAAGAUUCAAAAGACCCUGAAGGUCAUCAAGUCAGCCAACAAGUCGGUUAUUGCAGAUGCUAUUGACCGGGACAACACUGCAGUAACUCGUGAGGGGCCAGAACAGCCUGACCAGGAUGACUACGGCUAUGAAUCUCAGGAAGCAGCCGCUAUAUACGAAAAGAUGAUGGAAAAGUACAGCAAAUUGCCAGAUGAACCCAAAUUCCCUGUAGGAAAUACAAGUGUGAAAAAAGAUUUAAACGGAACGAGAGAGAGAGUGAAACAUGCUUUGAAACAUGAAGAUGAUCCUGUGCCCCACAAGAGAAGACGGAGAGGUGAAAAUGGAGAACGUGAGUCAAGCCCCCCAACACGAUAUGAGCCAGAGAAAGACAAAAAAGAAUCCAAACCAGAUAAACCCAAAUUUCGAAAACCAGCACCUCCACCAAUGGAUUUUAACCAAUUACUCAAACUGGCUGAACAGAAAAAAAGUGAACCUAUCGAAAUUGGUAAAAAGAAGGAGGUUGUAACUGAAAUGGAGUCUGGUACUGAGCGGCUGAUGACCAAGAAACAGAAACGUGAAUACGAGGAAGAGAUGGCCAGGCGUCAGAGGCGUCAAGAAAGACUGGAAGCUGAGAAAUCUGGUGGUAGGAAAGUUCCGAGAGAAGAUAGACCUAGAGAAGCGGAAAGAGAGAGGAAACCAGAGCCAAGCACUGGUUUGGGCCGCAUCCCGAAAGUCUCCGACAAACUGAACAACUCUAGCUCCAGAAACGAUAGCCCUCGACCUUCCGACAGAGAGAGAAGCGAGAGGGAGAAAAUAGAGAAGCUGCAGAAAGAAAGAGAUAGGUUAAGACUAGACAAGGAAAAGGCUGAACGUGAGAAGGAAAGAUUAGACAAAGAAAGACUUGACAAGCUAAGAGCAGAGAGAGAAAGAAUCGAAAGAGACAUAGACAGACUAAACAGAGACAGAGAAAAAUUAGAAAAGGCAAAAUCUAAAUUAGAAAGUAGCAGUAAGUUAUCUGACAAGGGUAUCAAAAGUGCUGACAAAUCUGUAGAUAGAUCAAAAUUAAAUUAUAAGGAUGGUUAUAAACAAGACGUUAAUAAGAACAUAGAUUUAAAGAGCCAAAACACAUACAGGAUAGAUAAGAAUUCGAAUGAAAGACGAAAUUCUAUACCAAGUAAGCAGUCUGAUGGCAAAUUAUUGAAUGGCCACAGCAAGCAAGGUAAACCAGUGCCAAAAACGAAGGAACAAAGUUUACAACAAAAUGGUAUUAGGGAUAAGCAGGCUUUACUAGCUAAGCAGAGAGCGGCCGCUGAAGGAUCUCAGAGAAGCAAUGAUAAGAGAAUGUCUGACAGUAAAGGAGUGCCUUCUAAAAGACCUGAUGAUAGGAAAGUUGGGGCUAGUGACAAAGCGGGCCCAAGUAAGCCGAAGGUAACAAAUACAUUUGAUUUUGAUAAGCACAUUAAUUGUUUGGGCAAGAAUGGCGCGAGGAAGCCCGACGGUACGCGACAGUUCCCGCCCGCCGAUGUCAAGCGAAAAGGACAGGAUCCCAGGAGUAAAAAACGUCGCGCUUUAGAUUCUGAUUCGGAAUACGAUUCGGAGCUGGAUGACUUUAUUGAUGAUGGUGAUGAUGAAAUGGACUACUCUAAACACAUCAAGGAGAUCUUCGGUUAUGAUAAGUCCAAAUACCGGGACAUGGAUGACGACGAUGAUCCUACGAUGGAAUCUAGUUUCGCGCGCCAGCAACGAGAGGAGUACAUUAGUAAAAAAAUAGGUAUUAUGGAAGAUUUAGAAGACAUGCGGUUAGAAGCCGAGCAGAAUAAAAAGAAGAAGAAAGGGCGACGCAUCAGCGACGACUGACCGACAACUACUUAACGACUGGAUCACAAUCACGACCACAGAACAUUUGGGGACAAUCGCUUGCUAUAAAUAUACACUACAAGGUAUUAUUAACUAAGUAGUCGAUUUUACAAGGGAUCAAUUAAAUUGAAUUGUAAUCAAGCAAAUGAUUGUCUCCCAAUAAAGAAUAGUCUUACAUUAAAUAGUUACCUGUACAUUUAAAGAAUUGUAUAAAUUGAUUUUUAUUUGACUUGUUAAAAUAUAGCACUGUUCGCUCAUGUUAUUGUAUGUAAUUUUUUUGACUGCUUUUUUAACAGGCACUGGUAUUAACUUCGCAAUAGAGGUUUUUUUUCUGAUUGACUACACAGAUUUUUUUUAUUUAUUAAUAUAGUCUUUAUGUGCAUGUGCAAUGGACAUUUUCCCCAAUCAUAGAAUAUGUUUGUUUACGACAUUUUUUGUUCAUAUUUUUGUAUAGUUCUCGUAUCAGGUUAAGUUUGGGUUGUUAGAUUUUUUCAAGAAUUGGUUUAAUCCAACAAAUGUAAAAUAGUGUCUAGUAGUUACAAUAUUUGUAUAAGGUUUCUUUUAUCUAUUAAUUCUGAAACUAGUGAUGUAUCUUCAUGCUGUAAUUUACUUCAAAUCUGAUUAUAAUCAUUCUUACAAUAGGUGCACACGAUUUAGGGUUGUCAUGUCAAAAAAAUAAUUAAUCGUGACAGCCACAGCCCUAAUAUCGAAACUUAAAACUACAAUUUAUCACAAAUAAACAAUAGAAAACACUAAAUUAUGUCAAUUUAAAACAAUAGGUUUUAAAUGAGGUAUUUUAAGUAACAAAUUGAUUAAUUUAUAUUUUAGUAGUUUAAUUGAACCAUUGAGUUAUUUAUAUUAAUUCUGUGGUAUUGUUACUGAAUCAGUACCUUUGAAUAUUGUGUUUCGUUUUGAAACCUGUUGUUUCACACUGUUGUAUGAAAUCCCUUAUUUCAUUAUACCUUUACACGUGUGGAGAGAGAACACCAUAUAGGAACAAUUACUUUAUAAAUAUUCUCAAUCAAGGUUCUUUAUAAAUAAAAGUCAAUUCUUGCUGACGAGAAGAACUGAAUUUGGUGUGAUGUUUCCAUGAAUAAGGCGUUUCAAAUAGACAGCGUCUAUGUUUUCCGCUCUUUAAAAAAUAUAUCUUAUGUAGAGUACAUAUGACUCAAUUUACCUCAUUAGUGGUAAAACAAAGUCAAUUGAUUUUAAAGUAAAAUAUGGAUGUAAUUUGUCUGCAAAGGUAAUCUACUUUUAUUUGAUUCUUAUACUGUUUAAGAUUACCCACUUGUUUAUAUGGAUUACAUCGAUUUAUUUUGAUUACGAUUGGCUACUUUUAAACUGUGAGUGGAAUGUUUUUUUUUUUUGCAAUCGAUCUUGCCCCAAUAAAAAUGAAUUUUGAAAUGUGAGAAUUAAAAUUGAGUAUGAUUUAUUGUAACGGGUGGUUAAGAAAAAAUUAAAAAUACAUUAUUUAGAAACUAUGGCAAAAAAACGAAAAUAUUUUUUUUUUUAUUGAGUUUUUUCUAUAUUCUAUGUCAAAAGUAUUUCUUUUCCGAAAUGGUGUUCAGUUUUCGUCACCCGUGCAGUAAUUCACAAAUCACACUGGUAGAAUUGAUUAGUCAUUCAUCAUUUAAUAUAGACAUUCCCACAAUGGCUACCUGUGCUUGUGAAUGUUGUAAAAAUAUUUUAUAUUUAAUCAAUAAUCUUUAAUAAAUACUAUUAAAGCAUAAUUGUAACCUUAUUGAAUGUAAAUCUUGUAUACUUUUGUGAUACUGAAGAGCAAAAAAUAACAAAAAUAUAAAUACAUUAUUAUUUGAAUAUUUUGAAAA
Helicoverpa armigera (cotton bollworm) is the source of this 4069-nucleotide messenger RNA. Its product is annotated as protein SPT2 homolog. NCBI's taxonomy places the organism in Eukaryota, Metazoa, Arthropoda, Insecta, Lepidoptera, Noctuidae. Gene Ontology annotation, cellular component: nucleolus. The transcript has 9 exons. The record is from RefSeq and is a predicted model, not a curated record. Gene Ontology annotation, biological process: transcription by RNA polymerase I; nucleosome assembly. Bases 165 to 2240 code for a protein of 691 amino acids. Gene Ontology annotation, molecular function: histone binding; DNA binding.